AUGGCGCCUAAAAUGUUUGCUACUGAUGGUUCAGAAAGAGAUCCUGUGGUCGUCUACAAACUGUAUGUCCAGAAGAGACCUCAGAAAAUGAAAGAAGACGACUCUCCAUUUUACUUAGCUGUCAACAACAACUUGAAGGCAGAGUCGCUUCAAAUGAAAGAAUGGUUCAAGGCCGGUCCUGUUGGAAUAAACAAACUGAACAGUCUGAUGAAAACUAUGGCUCAAAAAGCAGGAAUUAACAACAACCGAAAUCACAGCGGUAGGAAAACAAUGAUUCAAACACUUGGCGAAAAUGAUAUUCCACCGACACAUAUCGCCCAACUGUCUGGGCACAAGAAUCUAAAGAGCAUAGAAAACUACAGCAAAGUAUCGACUAAACAGGAAAUGCAAAUGUCCAAACUACUCAGCGGCGUUAUAUCUGCUACUGCAACCAAGACAUCCUCCCAUGAUGAAAGAGAAAAUCCGACCGCAAUUUGCCCAUCCAACUCCGAGUCACAACAAGCCAUGGCUUUAUUCAGCGGGGCUGUUAUAAAGGGUGGUAACUUUUCCAUAAACAUAAACACAGUGAACCAGUCACCCAAGCUCACUGUAGAACGAGAAUCAAGUCCAGUCAAUGCCGAAGGCGAAGCGUUGCCAAGAUGGAAAAGACUGAAAGUCAAAGGACAGUAG
Molecule: messenger RNA, 669 nt
Organism: Paramuricea clavata
Lineage: Eukaryota; Metazoa; Cnidaria; Anthozoa; Malacalcyonacea; Plexauridae
Source: the annotation of a GenBank genome assembly